Medioppia subpectinata is the source of this 1216-nucleotide messenger RNA. Lineage: Eukaryota; Metazoa; Arthropoda; Arachnida; Sarcoptiformes; Oppiidae. The record is from the annotation of a GenBank genome assembly.
CAACAAUUAUUGUUAUACACUUUAAUGACAUUUAAGUUUAAAAAUGCAAAAUAUGUUUAUGUAAUCAACACUAGGAGUGAAGGGUUUGACUGUUUAUACAUUGAAAACAUACAUAUAUUGAAUGCAAUGUUUUGAUUGCAAACUAAUUGUUAUCCGAAAACUCUGACCGCAAACACAUUUGAAGCCAAGUCCUAAGACAUGCCAUUAAUAAUCAAUGGUCUGGUCAUCGAUGAAGUGCCAAACGAUACCAACUCUUUGUUUGAUAGCUAUCCACACUUUAAGGAAUCGAGCGUUUCGUUGGUAUCUCAGGCGCCGAAAGUGAUCUCUUCGGCCGCUCUUCUGUACGUUUGUCAACGAGAGUACGGAAUAGUGACACCACAUGACAAGAAUAUAAGUAUAAUCGGAACCGAAGACACGACCACUUGUUGUAUAGGAGUGUUAAGGCAUUCGGGUUCGGGUGUCGUCUGUUUGGCUCAUUUCGAUACAUCAGAUGUCCAGAGAUUAGACAACUUUAUCGAAAAUAUGAUCAAAAAGAUAGAAGAGGUGAACAUAGGUCUCGGUCUCACUGACGGACACUUUGAGCUUCAUUUGGUCGGAGGAUUCAACGAUCCCAGACGUCUGUCCGAAGACAUAGUUCUCGCCCUCUUAUACGCAUAUCAUAAACAAGCGGUUAAUAUAGAUUUGAUGAGCGCUUGUGUUUGCAAAUUGAAUAACUCGUUGCGGGGAAACACCAAUUGGCCGAUCGUUUACGGCAUUGGUGUGAAUGUGAAGACGGGUGAGUUCUUUGCGGCCACUUUCACAGACAAAGGACCCGAUAUAUCGUUGAGAAGUGCCCGGUAUUACACCGGGUGUCACGAAAUGCUCGACAUUUACGACACAACAAUGGGUUUAUUACGAAUCGGACCAUUCAAUUACAGGCCGAUGAGAGGCGUCGACCUCUGGCUCUCGCAAGACGACGACUUCAUCCUUAAGCACUUGUCCACAUCACCCGAUGUGGAACCGCCUAACUUUGUGAUGGACGCGAGGGCUACGCUUAAGUUCAUACAACAGCACCCGUUUCCUGGGGUCACUAUAUUUCCCGAUAACAGACCGCGUUAUUACCGCAAAGACGACCUCACAGGCCAAUGGGUUCCUAUUUGUUAUUGACUAAAGUUAACUGCAAUUCAUAAUAUUUUUAAAAAUUAUAAUCAGAGCAAAGAUUUAAAGCAAUUUUAGC